Cladophialophora immunda is the source of this 2370-nucleotide messenger RNA. Its product is annotated as chaperone DnaJ. Gene Ontology annotation, cellular component: cytosol; cytoplasm; nucleus. NCBI's taxonomy places the organism in Eukaryota, Fungi, Ascomycota, Eurotiomycetes, Chaetothyriales, Herpotrichiellaceae. The coding region runs from base 463 to 1701 and encodes 412 amino acids. Gene Ontology annotation, biological process: response to heat; protein refolding. Gene Ontology annotation, molecular function: Hsp70 protein binding; ATP binding. The transcript has 4 exons. The record is from RefSeq and is a predicted model, not a curated record.
GGAACCUGGCAAGGAGCUGUUGAUUUCGUCGUGGGUUGAAGCCCUCAGCCUCAUCAGAAAUUCCAUUGGUCCACAAGCCUUGGGAUGGCGGAAUCUGCGACCUUCGAUCUGGUUCUCUUCUCUUGGCUUUUUCUAAGACUUUCCCCGACCCGACCAUUUCGCGCGCCUCAGAUCCUGAACAAUACAAUUGUUUGCCUGCGACUGACCUCAUAAAUCCCAGACCUUUCGCUCUUGGGACCCUUCUCACUACCUACGUAUCUCUUGGUAACACUAGCUGGAUAUUAUUGACUGUCCACCGCUGCCUCUGUCAUCUUAGCCACCGGAUCGGCAAACCUCCUUUCCCGGAUUUCCUGCUCGCCGCUCACAGACGAAUCUUUUUCAACCCUGCAACGUCCUUCACCCUUCCUGACUUGAGUCUCACCCGAACCUCGUCAACGUCUGCCCUCACAGUUUCCCUGCAAGAUGGUCAAGGAGACAAAAUACUAUGACAUCCUCGGGGUCGACCCGAUGGCCUCAGAGGCUCAACUGAAAUCUGCCUACAAGAAGGGUGCACUGAAACAUCACCCAGAUAAGAACGCCCACAACCCAGAAGCCGCAGAAAAGUUCAAAGACCUCUCCAAAGCAUACGAAGUCCUCUCCGACCCUCAGAAACGAAGCCUCUACGAUCAGUAUGGCGAAGAAGGUCUAGAACAAGGUGGAAUGGGUGGUGGCGGCAUGGCUGCCGAAGAUCUCUUUGCACAGUUCUUUGGCGGCGGGUCAGCCUUCGGAGGCAUGUUUGGAGGUGGCAUGCGCGACACUGGCCCAAAGAAAGCCCGGACUAUCCACCAUGUUCACAAAGUGUCUCUCGAGGAUAUUUACCGCGGAAAGGUCUCGAAGCUUGCCCUCCAAAAAUCGGUCAUCUGCCCGCAGUGUGAAGGCCGUGGAGGGAAAGAAGGGGCUGUCAAGACCUGUGCUGGUUGCAACGGCCAGGGUAUGAAGACCAUGAUGCGUCAAAUGGGGCCCAUGAUUCAGCGGUUCCAGACCAUCUGCCCCGAUUGCCAGGGUGAGGGGGAGACCAUCCGCGACCGUGACCGAUGUAAACGUUGCAUGGGCAAGAAAACAGUCGUGGAACGGAAGGUCCUUCACGUCCAUGUUGACCGUGGAGUUAAGAGUGGCCAUAAGAUCGAGUUCCGCGGUGAGGGUGACCAGAUGCCUGGUGUCCUUGCAGGAGACGUUGUCUUUGAAAUCGAACAAAAGCCCCAUCCACGAUUCCAGAGGAAGGACGACGAUCUCUUCUAUCACGCCGAAAUCGACCUGUUGACUGCUUUGGCCGGUGGCCAAAUCUACAUUGAGCAUCUCGACGAUCGGUGGUUGACUGUCAACAUCUACCCCGGCGAGCCCAUCACACCUGGCGCGAUCAAGGUGAUCAAGGGUCAAGGUAUGCCGUCGUUUAGACACCACGACUUCGGUAACCUGUACAUUCAAUUCGACGUUAAAUUCCCGGACAAGACACAACUCCAGAACCUCGAGCUCCUCGAACAAGUCCUGCCGCCUCGCAUGCAGCAGAAACUGCCGCCUCAAGACGGCAUGGUGGAAGAUUACGAUCUUGAAGAAGUCGACCCCCGCCAACAAGCACGCGCUCAUGGUGCCGCGGGCAUGGACGACGAUGACGAAGAUGGCAUCCCACCUGGAGCCGAGAGAGUGCAGUGCGCUUCUCAGUGAACGGGCAACGAAGCGUCCAUGAUUUGUGGGCAGAUGUGACGACGCAGAAAACAACACAGAAAGAUUCGCAGACGUAAUGAGUUGACGCACGAAAGACGCGCAUGACGCCGGGCAUCAGCGAACGUGGGGGCAUUUCCUGCAUUUGAUCUCUUGAUCACUGGAGCAUGGGCACGGGGGCAUAUCGUACGGCGUCAAGGAUUGGGACAGGUACCGCUUGCGACCAACCCCCCCCCCAGCGGUUAGCUGGGGAUUCAGGAUAUGGAGUCAUAUCUCGUAUGGUGUGCACACAAGGAGGUCUCGGUCGGCUGAGUGCAUGGACAGGCCUGCUAGAGGGCUUACUGGAUGUCCAUUCUAGGCCCUAGCCGACCCACGCAUACCUAGACAGCCUUGCUAUUAUGCAUGAUAGAGAUGGGGUCUGGAGUUGUGGCAUGCGAGACCCUGUUCAAGGGUUGUGAAUAGUUGCUACGACUACAAGUAUGUUAUGGCGGUGGUCACCAAUGAGCUACAGUAGACGGGGAGAGAGUGGUUGCCGGGCAUGGCAUGGGAACGGCUGGUCUACAACACUCUAUGUAUCAAGCGGAGCAUGCACGUGUGAAUUGAACUGGGUUUUUAGACUUCUCCGUCCUCCGUAGGGCCACGGCCAUCGCUCAAAAUGGAUUAUUCCAGAUA